Messenger RNA from Gekko japonicus, 6732 nucleotides. RefSeq names its product tet methylcytosine dioxygenase 1 (gene TET1). Gene Ontology annotation, cellular component: nucleus. Bases 1 to 6732 code for a protein of 2243 amino acids. Gene Ontology annotation, biological process: positive regulation of transcription by RNA polymerase II; oxidative demethylation. The record is from RefSeq and is a predicted model, not a curated record. The transcript has 11 exons. Gene Ontology annotation, molecular function: DNA 5-methylcytosine dioxygenase activity; DNA binding; zinc ion binding. Lineage: Eukaryota; Metazoa; Chordata; Lepidosauria; Squamata; Gekkonidae.
AUGGCUCGUGAUUCCCGAUCAUCACGAUUAGCAAAAAAAGAGGAGAUAAGGAAAAAGAAAUCGAGCCCAGUCAAAUGCAUAACUUGCCAAGCCACAAAAGAUGCCAAGAAUACUUCUCCAAAGGCAGAAAGUUCUUCAAAGUGCAAAAAGCCAACGGAAGAAAAAAAUGAUGGCAAGAAAAAGCCACAAGAACAGAAACCCCCGUUGAAUUCCUCAUGCAGAUUCCUCAGGAGCAGCGUCACCAAAGCCUUAUCAGGAGCACCUUGGGUGAAUCUGGAGCUAACUGAUAAUGUUCUCUUUCCGAAGGAGCCUCCUUUGAGCUACAAUAGCUUCACAAUGACUCUUCGCAGGAAACCAUUUUUCCAUACACUUUUCCAAAAACCAACCACUGCAAAAGUUAAGAAGCCUAGCUCAGAAAAAAAUGCGAGGAAAAAAAGUAAGUUUGAAUUAGAAACCUCCCCUUUAUUACAAGAGAAACCAGCUAAAGAGACAACAAGGUUUUCCAAACAAGAGUUACGCCAAAAGAACCAAUUAUCUUCUCCCAAACGAGAUGAGCCUCUGUGUGGUACAGGAAGAAACCCUGCUUCUGAAUGUGAAAGUCAAGCCCCAAAAGGAGAGAUUUAUCUUGAGAAAAGUAUAGCCGCUUCUAACAACCCUGUCUCCGAUAGCCAUCGUCCAGAAGUAUUAAAAGAGCAGUGUGAGAGUGAAGAAUUUGGGGCUAGGGAACAAGCACCAAAUGAUCUGUCAACUAAUGGCUCAGCUGAAACUUUGGCCAGUUCUGUGGGUCCACUUCCACAGCUGGAUUCUGCCAUCACUUCAGUAGUACAGAAAAAUGAACUAGGGAUGUUUGUGAAAUCACAUUUUCAGAGUGGCUCAGACUCGCCAUCUGCCCUGAAAGAACAUUCCAAUUCACAUUCCAAUUCUGCACAGACGCUUUCCUCAGAAACAAAAUCAAAGGUACUUGUAAAAAAAUCUGAGUCUUCUGUAGAAUCUCACUCCAGAACUGAUUGUGUUUUGGUGCUACCUGACGCUGAUGUUUUGAUUACCUCUGAAUUAAUCUCAAAAUUACAUUUAGAUGAUCAGUCUGUGUUACCUGAGACCCACUUCCAACAAGUUCCUGAGCCUACUGUUGAAGAAGAAACUGGUUCACAUGAUGUCUCUAAACCAGAAGGUUGGUUAAAAGAGCCAAGCCUUUGUGUGGAAUCUCAUUCACCAAAAGACGUGGAACUGGAGGCAACCAAUAAAGCACUUGGUUCCUUUGUCAGCGCUAGACAAAAUUAUCUAGGAUGUGACCCAAUUAACAAAGUUUGUGAACAUGUUUCUAAUACCUCUUUAAGUAGUUUUAUUUUGGGAGAUAUUCAGCGGACACUUGAAAAGAUCUCUGCAGAAACUUUUAUCUUAAAUUCGGUAGCUAUGCCUGUUGUGUCUCUCAGCCUAGAAAAGAACACAAUGGGUUCCAUUUCUGUAAGCAACGAGGUCUUUCCUGAAACUCUUCCAAAAUCCCCUGGUAGUUCUAAUUCAGGGCUGCAAUCACACAAUGCAGUGGAUACAGAAAGGACAAUUUUGCCAGGGGACUCAAUUCCAAAGCCUCAGGACCCCUUGCCACAAUUGGGAUACGAUGUGAACUCUGUUUUGGCCAUCACAAAAUGUGGGACUAAUCCAGUUACAGCUUUAGAACCAUCCUCUUAUGGAAGUCCAACUAAUGGCCUUUCUGUCCCAAAUACCUCUUUGCAACUUGUGUUUGAAAAGAAGAAGCGGAGGCGAUGUGGAGUAUGUGAACCUUGUCUGCGGAAAACUAACUGUGAAGAAUGCAGCUGUUGCAGGAACCGUAAAACUAGUCACCGGAUAUGUAAAAAGAGAAAAUGUGAAGAACUGAAGAAGCCCCCAGCCCCACUCCCACCCCCACCCUUUCUCCCCUUAGAGGUGCUAACUGAAAACAAAAGGCCUCAGAGAAGAAAGCAAAGAGUUCUAAAGGGAGACGUGGAAAACAAACCAGUAAAUGGCUGCAGACCAGAGCUCAUGGAAUGUAUUGCAAAUGGCCAUAGUGAAAAAUGCAAGGUGAAACCAAACCAACCACUGCCUUGGGAAAAUGCACAGACGCAUGAAAAGGGAAGUAUGACCGGUUUAGAAACUGAGAAGUGGGCGCAGAAUGAGAAGCCAUUGCUUAGCGUUCAUGUGAACGGUGACCUCUGUGGAAUCGGAGCAAGGAAUGAAAAUUUAAAGCAUUCUGAAAAGGAUGCCAAAACCAUUUCUUCUUCCAGUGCGUUAGAUGAGCCCAAAAAGUUGUUUGCACAAACUGUUAAAAAUGGUAUCAAAAGCAUACCAUAUUCACCAGCAGAAUGUGAUUUGUCACUGAAAAAGGACGUGACCGGAAGUGCAUAUUCAACUGAAAGCUGCAAAGAGAAUGACUCUGAAGCCUUUGAGACUGGUGCUUCUGUGCUGAACCACCUCGGCGCUUUGACAACUGGAAUAUGUGGUGCUCCUCCCUCCCCCAACAAUCAUGUUCUAGUGAAGCAGACGGAAAACUCUAAUGCCAUUCAAGAAUCUCAGAACUCACUUUUGCAAACCAUUUCACUUUUAGACCUGCAGGACAAGCCAUUGUGUCCUCUUGUGCUUGAGGAAGAUGGCUGUCUUGAGGAUGGUGCUUCAAACAUAUCAAGCAAGGAUUCCCAGCCUGAAGAUUUGUCACUUCAAUCAACUUUUUUAUCACUGAUUAAAAACAGAAAUUUAACUGUUGAGCAGGUGGUUGCUAUUGAGGCAUUAACACGUCUGUCUGAAGUCUCUUUAGGUGCUGCUUCACCAGCGAAAACAGAAAGCGGUCAAUGUACAGAGCAAGAAACAACGUCUCAUUCACUUAACAAUUACAGAAAGGAGAAUUCUCAUUCUUUGACAUCAGCGCUGAAAGCAAUUAAAGGGGCUUGUCCACCAAAAGACCAACAGCUUUUUCCUUGUGGUCAUUCACAGAGAAAAAUUCUUCCAAAUAAUUUGCUUUAUAAUGGUCAAAGUGCUACUUCUGAACUCCACAAUAAAUCUACCAGCUCAUCUAGUUUAUUGCGUCGAUUACAUUUCUCUCCAAGAGAUACUAAGCCUUUCACUGCAUUAGUGUCUGGUGGAAAUUCAAGUCAUACUACCAAGAAACAUCCUCUUCAUCAUAAAGCUGCCAUUGGGCCAUGUUCCAAAAACUCAAAUACUGUCAAACAACGGAGGAACAGAGUGGAAAUGCUUGGGAAAUGGGAGGGAAAGGCUAUUCAUGGCCUGAAUUCAAAAAGUAAUUCCGUAAUUAAGGAUGGUAUUCAUAGCCAAGAUGAAGAAGACGUAGCUACCCAAUUAACUCAACUUGCAGCAAUAAUUGAAUCCACAAACCCAGAUCAGAAGACAUCAUUUCUUAGUCGAAUACCACCAGAUAUGCAAUCAAAAUAUAAACAGGACCAGUGCCUAUUGCAGAAGAAACAAUCGGUAUUCGUAAGGAACAAUUAUAGCGCGCUGCUAGUCAAGCAAAGGCAACCUGUGCGGAAAAAUGACAAACCAGUACCCAGAGUAAAAAGAUUAAAGAAGAAGCCUCAAGCCAUGUCUGACCAACAAAAUAGUCAACUGCAGCAAGAAUGCCAGUUCAGUGAUUUACAGGACAAACCAAGGAAGUCUUCUAAACUACGCAAGCCUAGUCGGAUUGUACCACAAGACUCCAAGCUAACUGUGAUGGGGAAAAAACCUUCUAAAACCAAAGUACGAAAGGCACGGAAUCAGAUGACUUUGCCAUCACAGCAAAAACCAGCGAUGUUAUUUCUUCCCAAAACUCAAAUAAUAUUCCAUAGACCUUUACCUGCCUCAGCACAGGACAAAAUGAAAGACAAAGUACUUAGCCAUGAAAUGGUGCCCAAACACAUCAAAACCAUGGGCUCUGGUGAUGUGCAGAAUGCUGAUCCUCUACGUGGUGCAUCUGUUGCUUUGCAACACAGUGGCCUACCCUCCUGUAAUCUUCCAGCUGUUCCUCACUUAGACACACAGUCCUGUUUCAACCAAGGAAGUGAAAAUAUGCAGAUGUUUACAGAAAAGGACAAGACUUCUCAGGUACAGCAAGCAAUGAAUCUUGCUCAGAUGCAUCCUUUGCCUCAGCCCUUCAGUCAAUCCAGUCAAAGAAAGGAUGAAAUCUGUGCAGAAAACAAAGCAAAACUCCAGCCUGAGGCUGUGGAGCAAGAAAAGGGCCAGAAGCUUCAGGCCAUACCCAUUAAUGGCGGGGAGCCCCCUUCAGAGUAUCCAUUGCAGACUCUCAGGAAUGCUGAGGGUGCAGAUGAAGUUAAGAGUCUAACAUCAGGAAGUUUAGAGAACGAGAAUCCACAGAGUACUAAGAUCUUAGGAAAUUCUCCAGCAAAAAAUACACUCAGUAGCUUUCUCGAAUCACCUAUGAAAUUCCUAGACACCCCGACAAAGAACCUAAUUGAUACUCCUACAAAGAGAGGACAGACUGAUUUUCCAUCUUGUGACUGCGUUGAGCAAAUUGUGGAGAAGGACGAAGGGCCAUAUUAUACACACCUGGGAACAGGACCAAGUGUUGCCGCUGUGAGGGAAAUAAUGGAGGACAGGUAUGGAGCAAAAGGAAGUGCUGUAAGAAUAGAAAUAGUAGUGUAUACAGGCAGAGAAGGAAAAAGUUCCCAGGGGUGUCCGAUUGCCAAGUGGGUUAUUAGAAGAAGCAGCGAAGAGGAAAAGCUGUUGUGCCUGGUCCGACAGCGUGCAGGACAUCACUGUCAAACGGCCGUCAUUGUGAUCCUUAUUUUGGCUUGGGAAGGGAUUCCCCACCUUCUGGCUGACACCCUGUACAAGGAACUGACGCAGAGUCUCCGAAAAUAUGGCUGUCCAACAAGCCGUCGAUGUGCACUCAACGAAGAUCGUACAUGUGCCUGUCAAGGGCUUGAUCCAGAGACAUGUGGGGCAUCUUUCUCUUUUGGCUGUUCAUGGAGUAUGUAUUACAAUGGCUGUAAAUUUGCCAGAAGUAAAAUCCCCAGGAAAUUCAGACUUCUCACAGAUGAUCCCAAGCAGGAAGAAAAUCUGGAAAAUAAUUUGCAAACUUUAGCAACUGAUGUGGCUCCGCUGUAUCAGAGACUCGCCCCUGAUGCUUUCCAAAACCAGGUGGAAAAUGAGCACCUGGGUCCUGACUGUCGGCUUGGGUCUAAGGAUGGUCGUCCAUUCUCUGGUGUCACAGCUUGCAUAGAUUUCUGUGCCCAUGCCCAUAAGGAUACACACAACAUGCAUAAUGGAAGCACUGUGGUUUGUACUUUAACAAAAGAAGAUAACCGUACAGUGGGAGCGAUACCAAAUGAUGAACAGCUGCACGUGUUACCUCUUUACAAAAUUUCACAAACAGAUGAAUUUGGCAGAGAGGAGGGACUGGAAGCCAAAAUAAAAGCUGGGGCCAUACAGGUGCUCACUGCUUUUCCUCGAGAAGUUAGAAUGUUAGCUGAGCCACGCAGAGCAACAAAGAAGAAGAAAUCUGAAGUAAAGAAGGUGCCUGUUGAAAAGCAGACUUCAGCAGAAAAGAAGCAUUCCACACCUGUAAAGGGGAAAAGUGGAGUGCCAGAAAAUAUGACUAAAACUUCACAGAGUUUAGGGAGCAAAACUAAUACAUUGCAACCUGGAACAAAAAUCGAGACUGGUGAUCACCUUUCUACCAUAACACAUAAUUCAGACACUACUAAAAAUUGCUCUGUAUUAAAACAGUGUGCUUCUUCCUCCCCUUUAAAGCUGGAUGGCUUACAUUCUUGUUCCCCAUUAACUCACAAACCUGGUGGUUUAACGCCAGUGAUUAAGAGUCAACAAGAUUUUUCAACUCCCUACGGGUAUUUUCAGUGCAGUAGUAACAAACCUCAUGUGACACCCAAAGGUAAGAACUUUGAUGUGUCGGCCAGUGAUCAUACUGGAAUUUUGCUGGACGAGAAGAAGAAUGGCAUGCCCCCAUUCCUUCAAGACCUUACUAUUUCAAAGCCCGCAUCUUACAGAGAAUCUCUGCCCUGUACACUUGAACAAGAAGUAGUCAACAAGCAAAAUUGUGAAAUUAAGUUGGAAAACUCUUCUGCCUCACAGUUGAUUAACCCUGAUCCAUCAGUGCUGUUGAAUGCUCCAGGAGAGGUGGUCAGAAAUGAAAUGUGUUCUUCCCAGGAGAGUCCAAUGCAAACAGGUGCUUUCAAACAAAACUCAGAUUGCAAUUCCACCACUGUGGACAACAAGCCAAGCAAUGAGCUCCUAAAACGCGCAGAUUCAGAAGAAAAAGCAGAGGAAAUGUGGUCGGAUAGCGAGCAUAAUUUUUUGGAUAAUGACAUCGGUGGGGUAGCUGUGGCACCAUCUCAUGGCUCCAUUUUAAUUGAAUGUGCACGCCGUGAACUACAUGCUACAACGCCUAUUAAAAAGCCCAACCGGAAUCAUCCCACACGGAUCUCUUUAGUCUUCUACCAACACAAAAACUUAAAUGAGCCAAAACAUGGGAUUGCCCUGUGGGAAGCAAAGAUGGCUGAGAGAGCAAAGGAGAAAGAAGCAGAAAGAUUAGAAGCAGAAAACAAUAAUCAGCAACCCAAUGACAAGAGUGCACAGCCGGCUAAUGCCACCAGAGAGAUUUUCUAUGAAGACAAUGAAUUCAACCAAAUUCCCUCCCGGCGAGCGUUAACAGUAACUCAUGAUAACAUCAUAACGGUGUCUACUUAUGCCCUCACACGGGUUGCUGGGCCAUAUAACCAUUGGGCAUAA